Molecule: messenger RNA, 2061 nt
Organism: Closterium sp. Yama58-4
Lineage: Eukaryota; Viridiplantae; Streptophyta; Zygnematophyceae; Desmidiales; Closteriaceae
Source: the annotation of a GenBank genome assembly
AUGGCGACUUACAAUGUUCUCACCUUUGACGCAGAGGGCCGCCCGAUCGAAUUUGAGACCUGGUUAGACGACCUUAGGCUCUACCUUCAGUGCGAGUCUAAGGAUCGUGUGUCCCUGUUCGCUCAUACGUCUGGUAGCGCUGCCGCCCCUGCAGACACUGCUGACGCUGACACUCUCGUAGCUCGCUACAGCUCGCCUGCCACUGCUGCGCUAGGCCGUCUUAUCCUGCCCUACCUCUUUCCUGACCUGUCCGCCUUUCCUACAGUCGCUGAUCUCAUCACCCACCUCCGCACUAGCGACACUCGGGUGCGUGCUGCGACCCCUGCCGACUUCCUCACCAAGAACCCUCCCCCUAUCCACUACACCCUCUACCUCCUAGUCACUCGCCUCCCUGACUCUCUUCGCGCUGGGUGUUCCCCCUCUCCCCUCCUCCCCUCUGUCGCCACUGCUGCUGCUGUCGACCUCCUUGGUGCUGAGGAGGUUGGGGUUGCGUCUGCUUCCAGUGGCAGGCGCCGCAGCGGCAAGGGGAAGGGCGGCAAGGGUGGUGGGGGUGGUGGGGGUGGAGGCGGUGGUGGAGGCUCGGGUGGUGGCGGCGGGGGUGGUGGGAGCGGCGGGGGUGGGGGUGGGGGUGUUGGGGUCGGUGGUGGUGGCGGCAGUGGGGGUGGCAGCGGCGGAGGUGGCGGCGGUGGGAGUGGCAGCGGCGUCGGUGGCGGUGGACGCAGUGGUGCGGCCCGGCACAGCGGCUUUACAGGCAGCCAGGCACAGCAGCAGCAGCGCCAGCGCCUGCCCCGUACGCCGCAGGACCUUCGUGAGUGGUACGCGCAGCGUCAGUCGCCUGGGGGUGGUGGUACCUGCCCGUAUUUUCCUGACUCCUCUGAGAUGACCAACUGGGCUGAGCUGCUUAGGAGGGGAGUAGAGAUCUUUGAUCUUGACUAUGAUGCUAUCCUUGCUGCCAUGUAUGCAUUGACUAUUAGUGAUGAGGGUGACUGUUACCUGUGUGUUCCGCCAGACCCUGGUAUAGAGGCUGCUGCUCCAGGUGCUUGUGAGUCUGUUGCCCUUGGUGCUUGUGAGUCUGCUGCUCUAGGUGCUAGUGAGUCUGCUCUCUCAGGUACUGCGCCUACUGAGGCCUUGUACACUUUCACGCUAGACUCAGGUGCCUCCCGCUGCUUCUUCCGCGACAGCACCACAGUCACACCGCUCUAUGCACCGGUUCCCGUCUCCCUUGCUUACCCCUCUGGGGAACCUGUCCUUGCACGUUCCUCCACUGUCCUCCCCUGUCCGGCGGUCCCGUCUGGCUCACUUACAGGUCUCCACCUCCCCUCGUUCUCCACGAACCUGGUGAGUAACGCCGUCAUCCAGGAUGAGUGGGUUGACACCUUCACCCCUGGAGGACGUCGUGUGGCGAUCUGCACGUGUGCCCGCACGGGCCGCCACCUGGCCACGUUCACCCGUCGGCCUGGGUCGAGUCUGUACACCCUGACUGUCGGGUCUCCCCAGGUUGCUGCUACUGGUCAGGUGUCCUUGUCCGGACUGCAGUCUGCCCCUUGCUUGUGUCGUCGCCUGUCGCACCAGACUCUCCUCUGGCACCACCGCCUUGGUCACCCCUCUCUGCCACGCCUCCGUGGCAUGCACUCCCGUCUGCUUGUCUCUGGUCUUCCCCAGUCGCUGCCGUCGCUCCCACGCUCGCCUGCCCCGCCGUGUCUCCCUUGUGUCGAGGGGCGGCAGCGCGCCGCUCCUCACUCCUCCUCGUUUCCCCCGACAGACGCUCCCCUGCAGACUCUCCACAUGGACGUGUGGGGCCCAGCCCGCGUCCAGGGACAGGGCCGCGAGCAGUACUUUCUGCUGGUUGUUGACGACUACUCGCGGUACACCACGGUCUUCCCCUUGCGCAGCAAGGGUGAAGUCCCUGCUAUCUUGAUCCCUUGGAUCCGCGCUGUUCGUCUCCAGCUCCGCGACCGUUUCCAGACGGACUUUCCCGUCCUACGUCUGCACUCUGACAGAGGUGGUGAGUUUUCCUCCGACCUCUUGCAGGACUUUUGUCAGGGGGAGGGCAUCCUCUAG